Molecule: messenger RNA, 3050 nt
Organism: Erinaceus europaeus (western European hedgehog)
Lineage: Eukaryota; Metazoa; Chordata; Mammalia; Eulipotyphla; Erinaceidae
Gene: FAM149A
Product: family with sequence similarity 149 member A
Exons: 14
Coding region: 445-2889 (814 amino acids)
Source: RefSeq, a predicted model, not a curated record
CCGCCUGUGCUGUCCCCGGGGCCCCUCCUGGUAUCUCUAGCAGCAAAUCUCCACCUACUGCACUCAGAGCCUCUGGCAGCUGCAGCAGGUCUUCUAGGUGGGCUCUCAGACCCGGACCCGGGGACCUCUGAGGGUAGGGGAGACACUUAGCACUGGGACCCUUGAAGGGUCUGCUGCCCAACUGGGUGGCCAAAGACUCACUGCCAGGAACCUCUGCGAUUUGUAAGAGGACCCAACGUCGAAGAAGGUCAGCGCCAAGAAGUGUGGGGAGAAAAGUCCUCCCGGUUCCCAGGCUCCAGGGAUCUCCGGACUCGGUGACCUGCGGGGACCCCAGCACUUCCUCCAGGACCACCUGCGGGCGGCGGUGGAUGGAGUCCUGCAACUCUGCUCCCCCUGGUCGUGAGCUUGGAGCAGCAGCGGGGAUAGCAUCUCACAGACUAGGACAUGAAGGGCGCAGUGUUGGACCUUGGGUCUCUCUUUGCCAGAAUCUUCAAGACUUCGACGGCGCCCCCCGCGGCCCCCUCACCCGUGGCCUCCUCCGGGCAGCAGGGAGGAGCUGCAACUGCGGGGCAGAUGGGCACCUCUCUCAGCACCGCCCGGACUCUCACCCUUUUCCCCGCCUUGGCUCCAGAUUCACCCUCCGCCUUGCGGGGGACGCCCACCUCGCUGCAUCCUGAGCCAGCUCCCUUGCACCCUUUGCUUGCUGCCUCCUACCCCAGGGUGUCCGUGCUGAGCCACAAGGCAGAAACCCGGGGGACUGCCCUCUCGCUGCCCGGUAGCCCCAGAACAGCCAAAUUCCAGCCUCUCCCCCUGCCCUCUGCCCCCUCCAGUGUUGGCUGCAGCGCGGCGAACUCUCCCGCGCACCUGGUGGCCUUGGGGCGGCCGCCGGCUCCGGGUGGAGUCUGGCCCACGCUGCCUUUGAUCGGGGGCGCUUCUGGCUGCGGUAGCAGCAGCAACAACAACAGUUUAUCCGGAAGCCCGCGGAACCCCCGCCAGCCUGGUCCCGGGGAACGAGAACCCAGCACUUGGGUGCCCCCUGGGUUGGGCCCCAAGACCCUGUUGUUCACCCUUCCUGACAUAGGCGAGGAGUGGGCCUCAGACUCAGAGGAUGGCGAAGAAGGCGACUCGGAUGGCGAAGAAGUAAAAGGACUAUCAGAAGAAUCUGGAAAACCAAAUUUUACUGCAAAAGGCAAAGAACCUUUACCUACACAUUUUACAAGAAAUGUGCAGAAAGCUAUUGAUAAAUAUACCUGUGAAUCUGUGUCAUCGCUUUCAAGUGGAAGCUCCACACCCACAGAGGCCCAUAACUCUUGGUCUGGGAUGCAGAGUUCUACCACCGGUUUAUCAACUGAGAGGAGCUCCAUUUACUCUUGGCGAGAUGAUGAGUUUGAUAAAGUCAAUGCACAGAAAGUACAGCAGUUAUUCUGGGAGGUGGAGGAAAUGCUAUUUGAAGAGAAAGUAAGCCCUCAGACCCAGAAUCUACUAACUGAAUGCAACGAGUGGGCAAGAAGAUCCCUCCAUUUGAGAGUUUUAGGAAGACAACUCAUCCUGCCAACUGAUGAAGGGUUCCAGCAUUUCCAGGGCACUGAACCUAGUUCUGUAGCUCACGGACCCUUCAUUGAUACCUGUGAAAGCAAGAGUAACAUCAGAGAGUUGUGCAUCUCUGGCUCUCACGUGGUCCCCUUAGCCAUUCCAGCCUCUGCUCAUCUAGACCCUGGCUGUUCAGGGGACACUGACCUACCCGAAUGUCCUUCUCUAGAAGAAGAGGUUUAUGAUGCUGACGGCAAGAUUGAAGAAUAUUUUGCUUUUGACAGAAAAGAAGAGGAGGAUGACUGCUUUGAACAAAAAUCAGUUCGACAUCGUAAGAUGUGGAAUAAACAUGGAGUCCCUCCUGUUACCCCUCAUGAAUGUAUCAAAGACGCUGUAGCAGCAGAAGCAUUUGAUCACGCCUGGACAAAUGUGGUGGAAAUAUUGCAAGAGCUGAUUAGAAAAAGCCGGGAAAUUACCCUCACGGGGAAGAAACAGAAAGAAAAAUUGAAAGCAACUGAGACUAAGUCUUCACAUGUGCUCACUUCUCGUGUUAAUACCUCUGAUGCAUCAAGUGUUCCCCCAUCCAGAAGUUCAGAAACUCGAAGUAUAUCCCUAGCUACUCAUCUCAAUCCGCCUCAGAUUCACCGUUUCUCCAACAAUUUCUGUAAUGAUUUGAAUGGUGUGAUGACAAUUCAAGCAAAACCACUUCAGCAGAGGCCUACCUAUUUUUCAGAAAGAACACAGAAUGAGCAAGAAGACAAAUCCUUGAGUGUGGGGACCAGUGCUCUUUCCUCAGCGCGACAUCACCUGGGACGAAUCUCUGAUAGCCGAGGUCUACAGACUUCUUCAAGGAAAACACCAGGACAUAGGAGGCUGCCUUCUCUGACUUCAGACUCACAGAGACUAAAAACCCCUAAUGUGUACAGUGAUGAAGUGCUGAGGGGGACAAAACUACAGACUGGCAUAGACCUCAUAUCUUCCCCAUCAGUUCAAGCCUCACGGAGCAGGCUACCUCCAAUAGGCUCAGAGACUGGUGAGCAGAGUACAGCGGUUCCUGGAUCUCGUCCUGUUUCUUACAGAGGAAGGUAUUCACAAAGCCGUGUGUUAAGUGCAAUUCCUGACAGUAUAGAACGGUCACCAUUUCGAGAAAGAACUUUUGCCAUGGAACAGUUUUCAAGGCCAAGCACAACCCAUACAUUUCGAUCAGAUGAUACACCCCGAAAAGGUUCCUUGGCAUUAAUGGAUUUUGCUCAGCACACAUGGACAGGUCAAGGUUUUUUAACAGGUUCACAAUAUCAGCCCAAGUCUUUUCAGAGGACAACUUUGACUUCCAGAAAGAGAUUCCAAGUGGCAUCAUGAUAAUUCUUCUCCAGAACUGCAGCACUUGGAACACUCAGAGCCUCAAUACACCAUUUACCACUUUAUAAAAGUAUUAUUUUGUGCAUGUGUUUGUCUGAAUUCUGAAAUGUGAGGAUAUCUGAGAGAAAGGCAGACAAAUAAACUUACUUUUGAACAUUCUA